Phytomonas sp. Hart1 is the source of this 541-nucleotide messenger RNA. The record is from the annotation of a GenBank genome assembly. Lineage: Eukaryota; Euglenozoa; Kinetoplastea; Trypanosomatida; Trypanosomatidae.
GAUAGAUAGAUAAAAACCCUCUUCAUCGCCAGAUUGUUAAAUAAGUUAUUAAUCUAAAGGGCUUAUAUCUCUAAAGAUAACCUAUUCUUAUAAAAAAAAAAGGAGUUAAAAUACCUAAUAACUAAAGAAAAGAAGGAAUAAAACCCUUGAAAAAAGCAAGAUGCUCCAAUACAACUCGUACCGUGGAGGCCGUGGGGGAUAUCCAGCCCCCGCACCUGCCAUGCAGAUGGCGCUCCCCCCUGGUUGGCAGGUUGCCUACACAGGUAAUGGGGAUAUGUACUACAUCGACCACAACACGCGGACCACGCACUGGCAAAUCCCAACUGAAGUCAUGCAGCGUAGCGAGCGCGUGAACGGCUUCCGAGGCUCCCGUCCUCACCGCGGCAUCGACCGCUCCAAGCUGAAGACAAAGAUGUGUAUGAAUAUAGAGAGUGGCGGGAACUGCUCCUGGGGUGAGAACUGCGCCUUCGCGCACAGCUCAGAGGAGCUUUCGAUGCACCCGCACUAUAAUAAUCACUCCGCAGCACCAGGAGGGAAAUAG